Messenger RNA from Phyllostomus discolor (pale spear-nosed bat), 4549 nucleotides. RefSeq names its product transmembrane serine protease 11A (gene TMPRSS11A). Gene Ontology annotation, biological process: proteolysis. Gene Ontology annotation, cellular component: plasma membrane; extracellular region. The transcript has 10 exons. The record is from RefSeq and is a predicted model, not a curated record. Gene Ontology annotation, molecular function: serine-type endopeptidase activity. Lineage: Eukaryota; Metazoa; Chordata; Mammalia; Chiroptera; Phyllostomidae. The coding region runs from base 230 to 1486 and encodes 418 amino acids.
AUUGCUUUCUUGUUGGAACUAUGCUAUGUCUGAGCUGUUUUCUUUGAGCUAUUCUAUAGGUUGAGGUUUUUCUGUCCAGACUUGUCGAACUAGUUUCAUUUCAACUACUUGUAAUUUGUUUCCUUAUUUCUUCUAGCUGUAGAACUUUAAUAUAUCUAGAGAUGAUAGUUGAUUAGAAAGACAAGUUCAGUGGGCGCAUGCUUCCAAGAUCAUAGUUUUUCUCCUGUAGAUGAUGUAUCGAGCAAGAGGAUUUGGCAGCCGAAGCCGACGUUUGAAACCAUGGAUGGUGGCCCUUCUCAUUGUGCUAUUGCUGAUUGUGGUGGCAGUGGCCAUCGGUCUUCUAGCUCACUUCUUAGUUCCCGGCCAGAGAAUGGAGUAUUAUCAUGGUACCUUUAAAAUUUUAGAUCUACGAAUCAAUAGUGAUUCCAGACAAAAUGGCAAAUAUCAACUUAAGGACUUAAAAGAAAUGAGUGAAAAUUUGGUGGAUGACACAUUUAUAGAUUCAGCCUUGAACGAGCAUUAUAUCAAGAAUCGAGUAGUCAGACUGACUCCAGAGGAAGAUGGUGUGAAAGCAGAUGUCAUUAUGGUGUUCCAGUUCCCCUCUGCUGAGCAAAGGGCAGUAAGGAAGAAGAAAAUCCACAGCAUCUUAAACCAGAAGAUAAGGAACACAAGAGCCUUGUCAAUAAAUGCCUCAUCAGUCCAAGUUGAUGCAAUGAGCUCAUCAACAGGGAAGUUAACUGUCCAAGCAUGUUGUGGUAAACGAGUUGUUCCAUUAAUUGCCAACAGGAUAAUGUCUGGAGACAUUGCGGCCAAGGCUGCCUGGCCGUGGCAAGCUUCCCUUCAGCGUUUUAAUGUCCAUCAGUGUGGGGCCACUUUGAUUAGUAAUACAUGGCUCGUCACUGCAGCACACUGCUUUAAGAAUAGUGCAAAUCCACGUCAAUGGACUGUUAGCUUUGGAACAACCAUCGAUCCUCCUUUGAUGAAAAGAAAUGUCAGAAGAAUUAUUGUUCAUGAAAGGUAUCACUCCCCAGCAAGAGAGUAUGACAUUGCUGUUGUGCAGUUUUCUCCCAGAGUUGCCUUCACUGAUGACAUUCGCCGGGUUUGUUUGCCAGAAGCUUCUGCAUCCUUCCCACCAAAUUCAACUGUCUAUAUCACAGGAUUUGGAGCGCUUUACUACGGUGGGGAAUCUCAAAAUGAUCUCCGAGAAGCCAGACUCAAGAUCAUAAGCGAUGAUGUAUGCAAGCAACCACAAGUAUAUGGCAGCGACAUAAAGUUUGGGAUGUUUUGUGCAGGAUAUCUGGAAGGCAUUUAUGAUGCCUGCAGGGGUGAUUCUGGGGGGCCUUUGGUCAUAAAGGAUGUUAAAGAUACCUGGUAUCUCAUUGGAAUUGUGAGCUGGGGAGAUAACUGUGGUCAAAGGAACAAACCUGGUGUCUACACAAUGGUGGCGUAUUACCGACACUGGAUUGCUUCAAAAACAGGCCUCUAAGUCACUAUGCAAGUUAGACACGGAGAGCUGUCUGCAGGCCAGGCCUGUGUGAGAGUCCAAGCACUCAGGGGAUGUAGUUUAAUGGAGUGAGAUUAAUGACUGGAUCUAGUGACACAAGGCACAUGACAUGAUUUAUUUUAGAAUCACUUUAAUCAACCAAGAACCCAUAGCUAGUUCAUAAAGGAUUUAAAUUCGUAAAGUAGUGGGUCAGUUAGCCUGAUCUGAAAAACACAGCAGAUACUGAGCUCUUUAAAUCAUGCAAGCAGGAGUAUAAAAGAGGAGCAAUGCAACUUUUUGUGGAUUAUCCAUGAGGCUUGUCCAGGCUGUCACCUUAGGUGAGUAACAUUUUAAACUCUCAGGAGUUCAGAAACCUUUAUUCAGGAGUAGACAAAAGUGGAUUUACAGUUAUGAGUACAGGAAACACAGAGUUUAUUAUUAUUUAUUGUUAUAUUAUUUUUACAUACAAACAACUGGAAGCCUACCUUUGCCCACCCCUAUAUAAUUUCCAGAGCUCACAAAUACUUUUUUCUCAUUAUUCCAGGUUUUCCAAAGAGAUUUUCCACUGUAAGAAAAUUAAUUUUUUACUUACAGUGUCAUUGGUGGGUCCUUAAAAAAGGAAAUUAUAUCUGGGAGAAAAAAAUAUUGUGAUAAAUUAAGUCAGAGAUCUUCUAAACUUUUUCUUUCAGUUCUAACCUAACUUAUUUUUGGUGAUUUUUUAAACACACACACACACACACACACACACACACACACACAGAUAUCCCCACCCUGCAGAUACACUCAAAAAAAGCCUGAGUAAUGAAUGAGUAUAUAAAUUAACUAACUUGUCAAAAAUGUAUUUUUGUUGCAAACAAUUUUGGAGAAGGUGAUAGUAACUUCAUGGGCAAUUCCUAAACAGAGGCCAAAAUUUUGACAUUUUAUAGAUGCAUUCACAUGUUUGGACCAACAGGAGUUGACUUGGUAUAUUAUUAAAGGUGAAAUGCCUAGAAAAACAAUGAGAAUUUGCCAGUACGUUGAAGAAUCAAAGAGCAAUGUCCUUCUAGAUAAAAAAGUUUCUUUGUAUCGCUGCAGCUGAUUACUCCCUAAAGCUCGUGGCAGUAGGCUGACUACUGCAACCUUGAAACCCUAGUUAAAAAAUGUUGAAUAAAUAUAACUUUUGAGGGCCUACCACCCAAAACACCUGAACAAAGUGACCUGAAAGAAUGCCUAUUCCUCCUAAACAAAGUGUGCUGUGAAGACAUUAGCACAGUCAGGCACACAUGCUCCGUGAUGCAAUUAAAUGAAGGUUUUGUGGACACUUGCUGUGCAUGACAACGCCAGCCAAACUUUCAGCUCUGCAGGUGGGGUGUCAGUCAUUCGUGCAGUCCACAUAAGCCAAAGCACUGGAAAAUUGAGUUAAUUUAUAACAAUUUCCCCUCGUGUGCUAUUGAGAAGGCAUAAAUAUAACCCUAAAAUAAUGGAAAGGAAAUUUACAAUUUACACACACACACAAAUAAUUGACCUAUAACGUAGACCCAUAGAAGUUUAAAAUUUAGAAAAGAUUGUGCAAGUCAUGCAGGCCAACACAUGUGUCGGAGAACUGAAGCCAGGAAGCACAAAUGACUUAGUAAAAGUAGCCUGUAUCCUCCAGGGGCUGCAGACCCAGGUACCAACUUUACAUGUCCUUUUCCUUACAAAGUAUCUUUCUGAUUGCCUAUAUUUACUGAACCAUCAGAUCUAUAAAAAUUACAGCAAGUGCUAUUAUUGAUUCUGUUUUAAAUUUGGGUACUCUUAAGAAAAUAAUUUUAAAUAAUGGAAUUCACUUAAGCAGCUUGUUGUCGAUUCUCUGAACUCACUUCAAGACAAAAUUGCUUCUUUAUGUAUACAUAAAAAUAUACACAGCCUUACAAAUUAAUCUAUAUUUUGGUGGUAUAUAAUUCUGACUUUUAAUGUUAAGGUUCAAAAUGAUCUUAGAGUUAUAAACUUUGUAAGCUUUGGUGCAGCAUUUCAUUCUGGGUCACAUGUGAGCAAAUACUGAUAUCUCAUUUUAAAUUGAAUAAUAAAGUCAGUGGUCAGAGCAUCCUAUAAAGAAUAUCACUGAGUCGGUGUUAGACCACAGCAUGAAUCUUUCUUUCAACAGCUCUUAAGGAUUGCAUUUCUUUUAAUAACAAGUUGGGGUCACUCUGAAGCAUUUGUCAGUCUUGGUGGUUUUGACAUUUUGGCCUGGAUAACUGUUCAGAAGGGCUGUCCCAUGCAGUGUAGAAUAUUUAGCAACCCCCUGACCUCUGCCUACUAGAUGUCUAUAACACACUCCCCCCCCCAAAACCGUGAUAACCCAAAAUAUCUCCAUACAUUGGGAAAUGUCCUCUAAGGAGUAAGCCUGUCUCCUAUUGAGAACUACUGUUUGUAUUUGAUUUUUUUCAGAAAUUCAAUAGAUACCUCUAAUUUUGAUAUUGAUUAUUCAAAAACUAUAGUCUCCUAAUCAAAGUGAUCAUUCAUUAUCAUGUUCCUAAAUAAAAUAGCAACUACACCCCUUGGUAUACACCCAAAUGAGUUGAAAACUUAUUUCUAUACAAAGACAUGCACACAAAUGUUUAUAGCAGCUUUAUUCAUAUAUUUCUAAAACUAGAAAGCAACCAAUAUGUCCUUCAGGAGGCAAAUGACUAAAUAAACUGGUUCAUCCAGACAUUAGGAUAUUACUCAGUAAUUAAAAAUAAAAGUUAUCAAGGUACAAAAAGACAUAGCUCAAACUUGCAUGCAUAUUACUAACUGAAAGAAGUCAAUCUGAAAAAGCUACAAUCUGAAAAAGCUACAUACUGUUGGAAUCAUACUGUAUGAUUCCAACCACAUGACAUUCUGGAAAAGGCAAAACUAUGAAAACUGUAAAAGAUCAGUGAUUAUCAGGGACUGUGAGCAAGAGAGGGAUGAAUAGAUGGAGCAGAAAGUAUUGUCAGGUAGUAAACCACUCUAUAUGAUACAACAAUGGUCAUCAAAACUCAUAGAAUGUCAAUACCAAUAGUCAAUCCUAAUAUAAACUUUGGACAUUAGGUUAUAAUGAUGUGUCAGUAUAGGUCCAUCAAUUGU